GCAUAGAUAAUACUCUGCUCUAUUUGUCUAUGCUACUCUACAUAACCUCAAUAAUUUGUGCUAAUUUUAAAUACUUUUAAAUGUUAUUUUGAAGAUUUUAACUGGAACUAUUUAAAUUUAAAACAAUUUUUGCCCUUUUAGUAUAAGUUUUAAAAGUAUGGAGUAUGAAGAAAAAGAAAUUUAUUUAUUUCUCGAUUUUAAAGGCGUACUUCCUCCAACCACUUUUAAACGAAAUAAAAUGUUUUUCAAGAUGAUAAAUUUGGAUUCUGAUACACCCCUUGUACAGUUAGAUGAUGUUUUAUACAAGGGCAAAUACAGUGACACUAUUGGCACAAAUGUAUUUUUUGAAGAAGUUGAAGAGGACGGCAGAGAAGCUCUUGACAAACCAACCCCUAUAAGAUUAAAACAUCUUCUAAAUCAAACAAAAUUAUUAGAAAUGGAACGUGUUAAACUGCCGGAUAAUAUGUUGCCAACUGAUGAAAAUAAUUGCGUAAAAGUAAAAUUUGAUUGUGAUUAUAAACUAGUACUAGAUAAAAUAAGUAAUGGUUCUUUUCGUAUAGAAGAUUAUGUUGUUGAAAAUGUUCACUCAGAAUCUGAAGACGAAGAAAGUGCAACAGUGGAAAACAAGAUCAUUUCUAUACACAGCAAUGAUGAUACACCAAAGCAAAUAAACUUGGCUUCUCAAGCAAAUGAAAUAACAAGAAGCCCUGCCCAAAACAAACCCACUGAAGCAAGCAAUGCAACUAUCACUGACUCAUCUGUGGUAAAGCACAAGGAAAUUGAGCAAAUUUAUAUCAAGGAAGAGGAAUCAAGCUACAAUCAAAGUCUUAAUGCAUUAAGAAGAGCUGCCCAAGAACCACUCCACAUACAACAAAAACAUGAGAUGAUCCAAAUUUCACCUGAUCUUAAAUUCAAUGUUAAUUUAUUACCUUAUGCAGCAAUAGAUCUUUUACUGCAAAAUAUGAGUCUAGAAGAAAUAACUCUUAAAACUAACAUGGACAGUUUUUAUGGUUUCUUUGAUUCCAAGUCAAUCAUAAAGCAUGGUGCUUUAAAACCAUUUCACAAAAUAUCAGAAAUAAAUGAACUAUUAAAUAUUAAUAACUUUGAAAAUUUAGGAAUAAUUGGUAAACUGUGUGUUCUAAUGCAAUAUUUAAGAGCAGAAGAACAACAUUUAAAAGAAAUGCCUAAAGAAGAAUUAUUAAAAGUAGAUUCGUUUGGAUAUACACUUCUUCAGAGACAUGAAUUACUUAAAUUAUUUGCUACAAAAACUGUCCAUGUUAUUUCUAAAAAAAUUAAGACUCACUAUCUACGAAAAAUGUAAUAUAUUCAUAAAUAUUAUUUACAUAAUAAACCAAAUAUCUGAUCAUGUG
Molecule: messenger RNA, 1370 nt
Organism: Agrilus planipennis (emerald ash borer)
Lineage: Eukaryota; Metazoa; Arthropoda; Insecta; Coleoptera; Buprestidae
Exons: 1
Coding region: 158-1321 (387 amino acids)
Biological process (GO): transcription by RNA polymerase III
Cellular component (GO): transcription factor TFIIIC complex
Source: RefSeq, a predicted model, not a curated record